AUGUAUAAGCAAUUACUGUGCGGUUCACACAGAAGACCACAAGUGGUGGAAGCGUUUCGCGUGGAAAAGGACUUCGUGUAUGUAAUGAUUGAUUUGCGCGGAUAUUUCCGUUUGGACGGCUUUCAGUACACUCCAGGAUCGACACCGGAGUCAACACGAGUCGAGUUUAAUGACAUCACUUCACUCAAAAGCUUGUGGACCAAUAAAGACCCGACACUCGUCAGACGUAUGGUAGAUAUGAAACUGUGGUUUCAUUUGAAUGAUACGACCACUCGGAGUGAUAUACUGGUGGGCGUCACAUACGAAGAGGAGGACAAUAUGGAUUUGGUGAAGGCUUACACCGUAGCCAACCGUAGAGAUAAGUUUGAAGACAUCGAUCUCAAGCCCUUAAACCUCAAUAUCUAUAAAUACGUGCCAAACGCCGAUCCAAACAAUCUGAUGACACUCUUUGCAAAGUUCCCGCAAAUGGAUAUCGAGAACCGCAUUCAUGCCAUCAAUUACUUCCCGAUUGAAGAUUGGCGUCAAUUACCGGAGCGAUAUUUUGUCUACUAUUUGGAGAAACGUCCGGCACAAGUGGUGCCCACAGCACCCGAACCCGACACUGAGUUUCGGCGACACGUAUUUAUUAGGGGAAAAGUAGACGUCGGACACGGAUUGGAGACCGACUGGCAUCUGGACAACAGCAGCGGUCGGUGUUUCUCACAGAACGUGGUCAACGCGUCGUUCACACUGACUCACGCCGACCAAUACAACAUACUUUUAGACAGUAAAGGAGUUCCAGUGUUCGGUGUCUUUACCUUUGAUUUGAUUGAGUUCUCAAACGAC
Medioppia subpectinata is the source of this 825-nucleotide messenger RNA. NCBI's taxonomy places the organism in Eukaryota, Metazoa, Arthropoda, Arachnida, Sarcoptiformes, Oppiidae. The record is from the annotation of a GenBank genome assembly.